Molecule: messenger RNA, 552 nt
Organism: Nestor notabilis (Kea)
Lineage: Eukaryota; Metazoa; Chordata; Aves; Psittaciformes; Psittacidae
Product: protein phosphatase 1D-like
Exons: 1
Source: RefSeq, a predicted model, not a curated record
CUUUUAGAAGAUGAUCCAUGGCCACGGCUGAGCGCUUCUGAGCCCAUCCCUCCCCUCACGCAUAGCAACAUGAUUUCAGAAAAGUGUUUAGAGCUGCCAAACGAGAUUGCCAAAAGCAAUUUACCUCCAUCAGGAGCAACCCUGAAGGAUUCGGGCCCGCAGGAGGAGAAGUGCAGCAAAGCGUUGGCUUUGAGGAUACAUGAAUCCUACAGCAACGGUUUGUCAGUCAGUCUCUCCCCUUCCAACUCUGCAAAUUCAGGCACGGACCAAAAAGGCUUCAAGGUAUCCCCUAACGGCCAGACAAAAGCCCAAGAUGCCGAGCGGACACCCACGGCAAACUUUAAAAGGACAUUGGAAGAAUCCAACUCGGGCCCAGCGAUGAAGAAGCCGAGACGCGGCCUGAGUCGGAGCAUGAGCGUCCCGCCGGAGGGCAUGUCCGCCACGGCGCAGCGCCGAAACUCCAGGCUGGCCAUGCGCCGCAGCCUGCGCGGCCAGAAGAAGCUCAGCACCUCGCUGUUCCACCCGCCCCGGAAAGCAGUGUGUGUGUGCUGA